This is a messenger RNA of Hermetia illucens (black soldier fly), 564 nucleotides long. Its product is annotated as pupal cuticle protein Edg-78E-like. The record is from RefSeq and is a predicted model, not a curated record. Gene Ontology annotation, molecular function: structural constituent of chitin-based larval cuticle. The transcript has 2 exons. The coding region runs from base 110 to 505 and encodes 131 amino acids. Gene Ontology annotation, cellular component: chitin-based extracellular matrix. Lineage: Eukaryota; Metazoa; Arthropoda; Insecta; Diptera; Stratiomyidae.
CUCAAGUAGUGUCGCUACAUUCAAAAAAGCGAAUAAUUCAUAUAAAAAGCCCCAUCAUCACCCCAAUCAGCAUCAGUUUCACAUCUGAAUAGAUCAAAUCAAACACAUCAUGUUCAAAUUUGUUGCACUCGCCGCUCUUAUUGCCUUGGCAGCUGCCCAGCAUGGCCAACACUACAGCUCUCCCGAAGCCGCUGCUGAAAUCCGCAGCUUUGGAAGCGACAUCAGCCCCGAUGGAUCAUACCAAUACUCAUUUGAUACCUCUAACGGAAUUGCUGCUCAAGAACAAGGAGUAGGUGGACACUCUGCAGUUGGAGCAGCAUCACACACCUCCCCUGAAGGAGUCCCAAUCAAACUUACCUACACUGCUGACGAAAACGGAUUCCAUCCAGAAGGUGCCCAUCUCCCAGUUCCACCACCAAUCCCAGAGGCCAUUGUUCGCGCCUUGCAAUGGAUUGCCGCCCACCCAUACAAAGACGAAUAUGUUGUUAAACAACAACAUUACUAAGUGAAACUGAAGAUACUAAUUUGUUAUAACUAUUUUAAUAAAACUUUAAUCUGAUAGUA